AUGAUCGGUCCAUUCGAGGCCCCCCCGUUCGACAAAUUUCGCAUCAGCCCCAUAGGCGUGGCUACCAGGAAAUUCUCCGGAAAAAAGCGGCUGAUAAUCGACCUUUCAGCCCCCCAUAAUUCUCCAUAUCCGAGCAUCAAUAGUCUCAUCCCCCUCGAAGAGUAUUCUCUUAACUAUCACGAUAUCGAACAAGCCAUAACCAUGAUUAAAAUAGCUGGACGAGGCGCAUGGCUUGCAAAAGUAGAUAUCUCCUCUGCUUUUAAAGUAAUGCCAAUCCACCCCGAUUCAUGGCACUUAUUCGGCGUAAACUGGCAGAAAAAGUAUUAUUUCGCCGUGCGCUUAACUUUCGGCUGCAAAAGCAGCCCAAAAAUCUUUGACACUCUCUCUGAAGCCAUAUGUUGGAUCCUUUCCAAUAAUUAUGCAAUUCCUCAACUUCUCCAUCUGCUCGACGAUUUCCUAAUAAUUUCACCUCACGACAUCAUCCCCGAGGCUCACCUCCUCAUAGUGAAAAAAGUUUUCGCCGAACUAGGGAUUCCGUUAGCCCACGAGAAAACAUCGGGUCCAACUACAUCCAUCGAGUUCUUGGGCAUCAAUCUGGACUCAGCAAAAUUCCAGGCCUCACUGCCUAAGGAAAAAAUCGAUCGCAUCAUUUUAAUCGCAUCCAAUUUUACAGACAGCACAGAUUGUUCAAAACGCGAACUUCUCUCGCUGCUGGGCCACCUAAAUUAUGCGAUGCGCAUUAUUCCACAGGGCCGACCCUUUAUCGCGCAUCUCCUAGCCCUCUCUUCAUCUGUUCAUGGGCUGGAAGAUCGGAUCAUCCUUUCUGACGAGUCAAAAAACGAGCUAAAAUUAUGGAUUAAUUUCCUCAAUCAGUGGAACGGCUUAACUUUUUUUUACGACGACUUUAUCUCUCUCCCCCUCGAUAUCAAACUGUUCACAGACGCAGCUCCCUCGAUCGGCUUCGGCGGCUAUUACCAAGGACACUGGUUCGCGUCUCCCUGGCCCCCUCAGCUCCUGGACACACCCCAGGCUUCAGCCUCCUCUGCCCUUUUCGAGCUCUACCCAAUCGUCGUCGCAGCUUCCCUAUGGGGGAAAGAAUGGUCAACCAAAAGCAUCCAAAUCCAUUGCGACAACGAAGCAACUGUACACUGUAUCAACAAAGGUCGUUCUCGCUCACCUGCGCUUAUGCCACUCCUCAGACGCCUCAUAUGGAUCUCCGCAUGCGACCAGUUCUUAAUAACUGCAAGUCACGUUCCAGGGGCUCAAAAUCAAAUUGCUGACUCUCUCUCCCGUUUCUCUUUUCAGAAGUUCAGGAUGCUGGCACCAGAAGCAGACCCCACUCCAACUCCAGUACCUCCUUAUUUUCAGCUGAUCUUCCCAUAAACCAUCCGCUAAAAUCCCUCCUGGACACGUCCAUCGAAUCCAUCCUCCAAGCCGUCUCUCCCAGAACCCUGCAAACUUAUUACACCGCAUGGAAAUCGUUCAAAUCAUUCCACCUCUCUCACAACCUGUCGUUUCCCGAAUUUUCUCUUUUAACAGUUACUUCAUUCAUAUCUCAUCUUCAUAGUAUUAAAGGUCUCCAAGCCGGAUCCAUUAAAAGCUAUCUAAGCGGCAUUCAAUUCUUCCAUAAAUUAAUCCACGGUAAACCUACACCUGCAAUAAAUAACUCCCAAACGUCCCUUCUAGUUAAAGGAAUCCAAAGAUCCCGCCCCACGCGCCCAGAUACCAGACAACCAAUCACAAUCGAUAUACUCACCAGAUGCAUCUCAUCACUCCGUCUUGGAUACCACUCCAUCAACACCGCAUAUACAUUAGAAGCUAUGUUCAUCCUAGCAUUCUUCGGUUUCCUCCGCUGUUCCGAACUGACCAUUACUUCCUUAUUCGACCCAAAUAUCCAUCCCUCCAUUUCAGACCUCCAGAUCGUAGAUAAUGAAACCAUAUCAUUUUUCAUUAAACAAAGCAAAACGGACAGAGAUAAAAGAGGUCACUUCGUUUAUAUUUUCAAUCUACAAACUCCCAUCCAACCGUACCAUGCGCUUUUUAAUUACCUGCAGU
This is a messenger RNA of Rhinichthys klamathensis goyatoka, 2055 nucleotides long. RefSeq lists its product as uncharacterized. The transcript has a single exon. Bases 1 to 1383 code for a protein of 460 amino acids. NCBI's taxonomy places the organism in Eukaryota, Metazoa, Chordata, Actinopteri, Cypriniformes, Leuciscidae. The record is from RefSeq and is a predicted model, not a curated record. Gene Ontology annotation, molecular function: nucleic acid binding.